Erigeron canadensis is the source of this 2789-nucleotide messenger RNA. Its product is annotated as E3 ubiquitin ligase PARAQUAT TOLERANCE 3-like. Gene Ontology annotation, biological process: mRNA processing; ubiquitin-dependent protein catabolic process; protein ubiquitination. Gene Ontology annotation, molecular function: ubiquitin protein ligase activity; zinc ion binding; nucleic acid binding. Gene Ontology annotation, cellular component: nucleus. The record is from RefSeq and is a predicted model, not a curated record. Lineage: Eukaryota; Viridiplantae; Streptophyta; Magnoliopsida; Asterales; Asteraceae. The transcript is spliced from 15 exons. The coding region runs from base 78 to 2669 and encodes 863 amino acids.
ACUGAAGUUCGUGCUUGUUAUUUGAUUUUUUUUGAGAGAAAAGAAAAAGAAAUUUUUAUAUUUUUGAGAUAAUAAUUAUGGCAGUAUAUUAUAAGUUUAAAAGUGCUAAAGAUUAUGACUCGGUUCCAAUCGAUGGACAUUAUAUAACAGUUGCCUCUUUGAAAGAAAAAAUAUAUGAAUCCAAGCAAUUGGGUAGAGGCACUGAUUAUGAUCUUGUCGUCACCAACCCCCAGAAUGAUGAAGAGUAUCUUGAUGAAGACCAGAUUCAUAAAAAUACUUCUGUUUUAAUUCGUCGUAUACCUGGUCAACCUCGCAAGACUAUAGUUGCAGCACCUACUGAAACUGAGCCAAAUAUGGUUGAGCCGGAGAGUGCGCAACAGGCUAAGAAUAACUUUUCCGGAGCUGGUCUUUCGGCUCUGAACUAUGCUGAUGGUUCAGAAUAUGAUGAAUUUGGAAAUGACCUUUAUGAAAUUCCUGAAGUUGUAGCCCCUGUAUCUACUAAUCAACCUCAGGAUGCUACCGUUCCCAGUAAUGCUGACGAGGACAGCAAAAUCCAGGCCUUAAUUGAUACACCAGCGUUGGACUGGCAGCAGCAAAAUUUUGAUGGUUUUGGUGGGGGUAGAGGCUUUGGGCGUGGAAUGGGUGGUCGAAUGGGUGGACGAGGUUUUGGUCGGGGCAAUGGUGGCUUUGAGCGAAGAACACCACCUCCAGGCUAUGUAUGCCACAGAUGCAAAGAACCAGGUCAUUUUAUUCAGCACUGCCCUACCAAUGGUGAUUCACGUUAUGAUAUCAAGAGGGUGAAACCUCCAACUGGCAUCCCAAAAUCUAUGUUAAUGGCUACCCCAGAUGGUUCUUAUGCAUUACCUAGUGGUGCGGUGGCAGUUUUAAAGCCGAAUGAGGCUGCUUUUGAGAAGGAGAUCGAAGGUAUGCCUUCUACUCGUACUGUUGGUGAUCUCCCUCCAGAACUUCACUGCCCUUUGUGUAAAGAAGUGAUGAAGGAUGCUGUUCUCACCAGCAAGUGCUGUUUCACGAGUUUCUGUGAUAAAUGUAUAAGAGAUCACAUUAUCAAUAAAUCAGUGUGUGUUUGUGGUGCCACAAAUGUGCUAGCAGAUGAUCUGUUGCCCAAUAAAACACUAAGAGAUACGAUAAACCGAAUAUUGGAGUCAAAUAAUAGCAGUGCUGAAAAUGGUGGCAGUGCCUAUCACGUUCAAGAUAUGGAAUCUGCCAGAUGUCCACCACCUCCACAACAGCUUAAGAUUCCAUCUCCUUCACAGUCCGCAGCCUCCAAGGGGGAGCAACAUCCACCUCAGAAUGGGGAGACUGCAAAGAUGCCGUCCGGACCUGCUGAACAUGAUACAACUCUUAUAGCCCAGCCGGCAGUAUCGGGGAAAAAAGUCGCAAAUGCCCCUGAUGUCUCUGAAGCAACAUAUGGGUCUAGAAGUGUAAUGGAACCAGCAUCACAGGGAAGUGGACGACUUGCUGAUGAUGAGGUGCAGCAGAAGCAAGUUCCUGCUGAGGCAGCAAAGAAGAAGAAAAAGAAAAAAGUUAAUAUGCCUAUGAAUGCAGCAGAGAUGCAGUGGAGAGCGUCCCAGGAAUUUGCACCUGAGAACUAUAUGAUGCCUCCAGGCCCUAAUCCUUAUAAUCCGUAUUGGAAUGGCAUGCAGCCUGGAAUGGAUCCAUUUAUGGUUCCAUAUGCUGCUGGUGGCAUGCCAUAUAUGGGUGGAUAUGGGUUUCCGGGGCCAAUGGAUGUUCCUUUUGGAGGCAUGUUUCCCCAGGAUCCUUUUGGGGCUGGGAUGAUGCCUCCUUUUAUCCCACCACAGAGGGAUCUAGCAGAGUUAGGAAUGGGGAUGAAUGGUGGACCCCCCAUUAUGAGUCGAGAGGAAUUUGAAGCACGCAGAGCUGAAUUAAAGAGGAAGCAUGACUUCGAGAAGCGUGGUGGAACAGGAAGCAACAGGGAAUUACCAAAAGAACGUGAUUUCAGCCGAGAAGGACGCAGCCAUGUGGAUGGUCACUCAAUGAAGUCAAAAACUAGACCAAUUCCACAACACAGCAGUGAUGGACACCGCCACAGAACCGAACGGCCGUCACCUGAUCGUCGCCAUUCUCAUGAUGAUGGCCUCGAUGUUCCACCACACCCAUCCUCAAAGAAGAAAUCUUCUAGUGAUCGUUAUGAUUAUGACGACUACGAUGACACCCAUCAUCACCAUCAUCACUCUCAGCAUCAUAAGAGCCAUCGUCGUUCAGAACCAUCAACUCGAAGACCACCCCAAGCACCGGCGACCUCAGAUUCUAAGGCGGCAGCAGCAGCAGCAGCAGUAACUGCAACCAGUUCUGACAGUGAUCGGAAACAUAAGCGAAGUGUCUUCUCCCGCAUCAGCUUCCCAGAACAAGAAGAAGCAGCAGCUGCUGCAGCUUCCAAGAAACGCAAGCUUACAUCAAGUUCCUCAGAAGCAGCAUCUGGUGGUGGAUCUGUAGUGGCUUCCAGGAGGAACAGCACCGCCUCUGCCACUGCUACUACAACCGCUGAUUAUGAAUCUAGUGAUGAUGACAGACAUUUCAAGCGGAGACCUUCAAGAUACGAGUCAUCUCCUGUAAAGGAGAGGGAACGUGACCGGGACCGUGAAAAGAACCGUGAGCAUGACAGGGAACACUACAGCAAGCACAGAUAGUUGAAAUUAAGCAAUCUGGCAAAGAUUAGAGAAAUUAGAAGUUAUGUGUUUCUGUUUCUUUUCAUUUUUGGAUGUAUUAUCGUAACUUAAGUUGAUGAAAAGAAGUCAAUAUUUUUUAAA